This is a messenger RNA of Guillardia theta CCMP2712, 681 nucleotides long. RefSeq lists its product as hypothetical. Gene Ontology annotation, molecular function: iron ion binding. The transcript is spliced from 7 exons. Lineage: Eukaryota; Cryptophyceae; Pyrenomonadales; Geminigeraceae. The record is from RefSeq and is a predicted model, not a curated record. Bases 142 to 618 code for a protein of 158 amino acids.
AGAACAAUCAUGCUCUGCAGAUCAUGUUUGAUACUUUCAGUAUUGUCAAUCAGCACGACAAGUGCCUUUGUGAUCAACGGACCAAGCACGGGAUUGCCUUUGAGGAAUGCACAACGGGGAGUAACGCGACCAGGUGUGCAGAUGAGGCUUGGCCAUGGCCAGAAGGUCCUCAUUGAGGUACCAAUGAAGCUUGAGAACGUUCACCUCAUGGCAAAGACGGAGGUACAGGAGGAAGUCGUCGAGAAGAAGAUUGGAGGUCUAACCGUCAACACUGCUGGAAUGGGACAAGCGCCGUUCUGGGUGGCAGUGAUCGGGGGACUGACCGUCUUGAAGAUGGUGAAGCAGAAGAUGGAGGGCAGGAGUAUUCUUGACAACAAAGACACGAAGUACAUUCCACAGACAGAUCAGGAGCUCGAAGAGCUGCAUGUCUUCGCUUGCGGUGGAUGCGGAUAUGAGAUGAUGCCAGCAAGGGGACGCGAGGGAAAAUUCUUUCCCGACAAGUUCAAGUGCCCCAUCUGUGGAGCUGGCAAGGAGGAAUUCUGGGACAAGAACGACCCUAAUGAUCCACGAAACCAGGAAGAUGAGGCGGCCAAUCAGGCAAAGCCGUCCAAGAAGUAGAUCAAUCAGACAUGUACUUAGAAUUGAUUUGAACUCACGUUGCAAGUCAAGUCGAGUACGGAA